CUCGUUUUGCCAUUUUGUCUCUAGACUAGUACUACGGUUAACUAAUCAAUCAAUGACCUAAGGUCAGACAGAGUUGCGUGGCCUUAUUAAGCUCAUUCUCCAAGCCGUCGUUCAGUUGCUGAACCUUUCUGGUGCUUGAUCAUACAUCUCCAUAAAGGUCUCAGGCCAUUUUCAAAAGCAACGGUCUGAUUAUUACAUUUGGGACCAUUUGGGAAUUGAUCAGAAGCGUCGCAAUUAUCGCAGCAUGAUUCAUCUAGACGUUUCAUGUUGACAGCAUUACUUGGGAUGAAACUUUUCAUGGCCAGAGGCGUGACAGCUAUUUCAACUUCAGCAUGUCAUCUGUCGUAGAUACGGACAAGCAAGGCACAUUUUCUGCUGAUACGUCAGGAGGUGCAGUUCACCAGUGUACGCGGUGCUCUCGGACUUUUAAGCGAAUAGAGCAUCUGAAAAGGCAUGAACGCAGUCACGAAGCACAGAAGCAAUUCUCUUGCCGAGUUUGCUCCAAGUCAUUCGCGAGAAGCGAUAUCUUGGCUCGACACGAGCAUACACACCGAGCAAGCCCUGGUCCAACCUCGGAUAUUCGACGGAGAGCUUGCGUGGAGUGCGCAAAGGCCAGAGAAAGAUGCACAAAGGAAGAAACCUGCUUAAGAUGUUUCAAUAAGUCACUAACAUGUAUAUAUCCUCCACGAAGGGCAAUUAAAGGGCUGCGCUCAUCGCCUGCUCAGACGUCCCAGUUAAGAUGGGAGUCAGAAUCUCACAUCUCGCGGACCCGGCAGCUGGAAUCGCAGACGGAUGAAGAGCUGCCGAGUCCAAUCCGAAUUCCAAGGGCUUCUGACGUUGAGAGCAUCACAUCGGGGAAUGGAAGCUCUUUCCAGAGAGCAUAUACACGUCCAAAUCAACUGCAAGGAGCUAACGAGUUUUUGCCUCGAAGUAUGCAAUCGCAAAGCCUGGUGAUAGACCCGCAAAACGGAUACUCACAGACUGAAACGUGGGAUGAACCGCUUCAGCAGCAUGGCAUCUCAGAACGUCCAACUCAAUAUCCCAUGAACUGGUUGCCUUUCAACGAUUCUAUUGGUCUCGAUUACAACUCCAUAUUGGGUUUCAACAUGAAUUCCUAUGACUCAUUUGAGGAUGCGACAAUAGGAAGUGGAAUAGAGCAGGAAAUGUUGACCAAUUCUGGGAAUCAGCUUGAUCAAUAUGUGAUAGACGAAGUUGGACUCCCAGAUAUUUCCACGCACGUGUUCGAUCAGCAGACCUUACAACCACUGAUAAAUUCAUCCAUUGCAGCAGCCUCACCAGCGACAACUACGAAUUCGUCCUCUCAAGGUUCAAGUACAGGGACAAAAGCAUCUGCGAAGAGUGGGCUCUAUACCACGAGUAGCGAUGGCGCUAGAGUCGCCUGCACUGCUCGAUCCGAGCGGCCUAAGCACCUGAUACAUGGAACUACAGCCUUGGGACUAAUAUCAGACGCCAAGAACACGAUGCCCGAUGAGUCGAAGGUCUUUCAGUUCCCCUGCUUAGACCACGUGGUACCGGCAGACAUUGAAUUUUCCACAGAUGGCCGGUUGAUCGGGCCUGGAAUUUACGAGACUAUCAAACAGCAGUUUCAUCGACUAUGCAUGGGCCAAUCUAAUCUCUAUUCGCAUUACCGAAGCUCGAGUUUUCCUCUUCUUGGACACCUCAACUUCUUCGUUCAUCUUUAUUUUGAAUAUUUCGACACCAUUUGGCCCAUUCUACACUCCAAAACCGAUAUAAAUGCAUCGUGGCAUCUUGCUCUGGCAAUAUGCGCCAUUGGUAGCCAGUACACAUGUACUUCCGAGUUCGAUCAGUGUGUCCAGCCAUUACAUGAGUUUCUGAGACGAUCAUUGGCAUUUGAAAUUGAGACAUCACCAUGGUCACAAUGUAGUUUACCGCUAAUGCAGGCACUUGUCUUGAGCCAGAUCGGGUUAUUAUAUCAUGGAUCAGCUAGACUAUUCUUCCAGGCAAGAGCUAGGCACGGCGCUGUAAUUGAAAUUGCGAGAAGGUCUGGCCUUACAAGCUCGGCACUUAAUAAGGAAUUUUCAAGCGGUAAUGGGGCCAAUUCUUCACAGUUGUGGGAGACAUGGGUUCAGCACGAAUCCAAGAACAGGCUGACAUUCUCUUUAUGGCUUCUCGACUGUAUGUCAGUCUAUCAUUUUAGACAGAACCCCAUUCUCUGUCUUAAUCCCCCUGACGCUAUGCUCCCGAAUAGCCAUUUAUGGACUCGUGGGUCUUCCAAUGAAUGGGCCGAGGCACUCAAGAGGGCUGAAGAACACCCGACCAUCAGCGCGGCUGUGAACAUGUUAUUUAUUGAAAAAGAAAUGAAGAAUGAUAUGGGUGGUUUUGAAACAUUGAUAGUGCUACACGGGAUCUAUCAGGAGAUAUACAGGGUCAGGAGUUAUCACGAAAGAUCACUUGCGUCAUGGGUACCUUCGAUACGCUGGGCUUCACAAUCUCCACCAGAGGUUCAUCACCAGUCCGAUUUAGAAUCUCGAAGUGCGGCCAAUAUCAGUAACUGGCGCAAUGCUGCCCUAGAUUGUGUCGAUGUUCUACACUGGGCAGCGAAUGCAACCAUCGCGAAAGCAGCAGGCGUCGAACAUCCGAAUGUCUUCCAUUUGCAUUUUGCAAGAGUCGUACUAUUAGCGCCCUACCAAUGCAUACAAACACUUGCAACGUCUAUUGCAUGUCUCCGUCAAGGUGCUCUUUCAAAAGAGAACAUGGUCUCGAGGGAAGAAGCUGCUACGGCAGAGCGGGAAGUCCUUCGUUGGGCUCAACAAGAUGAACACAAGGCAAGGUUGGCCGUACUACACUGCGGGUGCUUUUACUGGCAUAUUCGUCGGUAUAGCCGCGACGCCUUUUACGAGCCUUUAUCUGUUUACCUUGUCACACUAACACUUUGGGCCUACAGCUCUUACUCUUCUCGAGUCUCUCAACAGGAUGGAGGUCAUGUCGGGAGUGCUGACCACGUCAACUUCAUCCAACAAGAUUCGGAUGAUCGAGAUCAUAGAAAAUCCGUGACGGCUAUGCACAGGCAGGCUUUAAAGCAGCCCGGCGAAGUCAGUGACGACCCCCGUUGCAUCGUCAGUGUUGAAGAUGACGACAACCAUGAGCCCACGUUCAUCCGACUAGAUCGUCCGAACGAUGAUGAGAUGGUGCAACUGUUUGUAAGAAAGGGUCGGCCAUCCGUAAUGACUGCGCAUAUUGCAGGCGUUGGAAACAUAUGCUCAUCCCAAGGGCCAUUGAAGAUCUUACGUGAAGGUCGCAAAAUCUUGAGCGCUGUAUCAAGUGCCUGGGGUCGCAGUCGCGAGCAGAUAUCGAUUCUCGAGGCUCUGGAAAAAGCCAUGUCGGGAAGACAAUAGCUUGUCGCCAGCAUUCGCAACAGACAAUAUUUACGAAAAUUGUACAUGGACUUUGGUCAUAGUCCGCACACAUCAACUCCAGGGUUUUAUGAUAUUCUCAUGCAGCGAUCACUGGC
This is a messenger RNA of Truncatella angustata, 3493 nucleotides long. RefSeq lists its product as uncharacterized. Gene Ontology annotation, biological process: DNA-templated transcription; regulation of DNA-templated transcription. The transcript is spliced from 5 exons. NCBI's taxonomy places the organism in Eukaryota, Fungi, Ascomycota, Sordariomycetes, Amphisphaeriales, Sporocadaceae. Bases 333 to 3377 code for a protein of 1014 amino acids. The record is from RefSeq and is a predicted model, not a curated record. Gene Ontology annotation, molecular function: DNA-binding transcription factor activity, RNA polymerase II-specific; DNA binding; zinc ion binding.